Messenger RNA from Fraxinus pennsylvanica, 1584 nucleotides. The record is from the annotation of a GenBank genome assembly. NCBI's taxonomy places the organism in Eukaryota, Viridiplantae, Streptophyta, Magnoliopsida, Lamiales, Oleaceae.
AUGGAUCCGGAGGAUAAGGUGGUGGCGAUGGCGGAGGAAGAGGAGGAAGAAUUGGAGGAGCAAAUGGACAGCUUGACCCUCGAACGAGUCGCGGCGGCCAAGAAAUUCAUUGAGGAUCAUUAUAAAAGCCAUAUGAAAGACAUGCAGAAACGCAGAGAAAGGCGUCAACUGCUAGAGAAGAUGAUAGCUAAUUCUGAUGUAUCAGAGGAGGAGCAGAUGAACCUUUUGAAUGAAUUGCAGCGUAAAGAGACAGAGUAUAUGCGUCUUAAAAGGCACAAAAUAUCUGUAGAUGAUUUUGAUCUCUUAACUAUUAUAGGAAGAGGAGCCUUUGGAGAGGUUAGACUUUGUCGGGAGAAAAUAUCUGGUAAAAUAUAUGCAAUGAAGAAGUUGAAGAAGUCAGAAAUGGUUAGCAGGGGACAGGUUGAACAUGUCAGAGCUGAAAGAAAUCUGCUUGCUGAAGUUGCUAGUCACUUUAUUGUGAAACUUUAUUAUUCAUUCCAAGAUGCCGAAUACUUGUAUCUUGUAAUGGAAUACCUACCUGGUGGUGACAUAAUGACUUUACUAAUUAGAGAGGAGACCUUAACUGAAACUGUCGCUAGAUUUUACAUUGCUCAAAGUGUUCUGGCAAUAGAGUCUAUUCACAAGCAUAAUUACGUCCACAGAGAUAUUAAACCUGACAACCUCCUGUUGGACAAAAAUGGUCAUAUGAAGCUUUCUGAUUUUGGCCUUUGCAAACCUCUCAACUGCGAAAAUUUAUCUUGUAUGAAUGCAAAGGAACCAAUGAAUGAAGAUAACUCGAGGGGACUACUUGAUGCCAAUGGAUGCUUACCUGAUAAGGGAGAUGGUAGCAGCUGGAAGAGUCCCCUUGAACAAAUGCAGCAUUGGCAAAUGAACAGGAGGACAUUGGCAUUUUCAACUGUUGGCACGCCUGAUUACAUUGCUCCAGAAGUAUUAUUAAAGAAAGGUUAUGGCCUGGAGUGUGAUUGGUGGUCACUUGGAGCUAUUAUGUAUGAGAUGCUGGUUGGUUAUGCUCCAUUCUACUCUGAUAAUCCAAUAACAACAUGCAGAAAGAUUGUACACUGGAGAAAUAACUUAAUAUUUCCAAAUGAUGUGAGGGUAUCUCCUGAAGCAAGGGACCUGAUCUGUCGGUUGCUUUGUGAUGUUGAAAAUAGGCUAGGUUCUAAUGGGGCGGAAGAACUAAAGGCUCAUCCUUGGUUCAAAGAUAUACAGUGGGACAAACUUUAUGACAUAGAUGCAGCAUAUAAACCAGAGGUCAAUGGGGAACUUGAUACUCAAAACUUUAUAAAAUAUGACGAGUGCUAUGGUAGAGAUAAAGGUCCAGCUGCUAUUGAGGAGAAUGAUACUCGACUAGAAGAUUUGAAUUUUUGUUGUAGCAAAAGUUUGACUGGAUUGGUUGGUCUUGCUACCUAUCUAUGUCCAUGUCUUUCUGAUGUCUCACUAGAAAAGGUGGCAAUUCACUACAAAUCUCUUGAAACUUCAUCAUUAUAUUCAGAGUUCGAUCACGAUGGAGGCUUGCUUUCUGCACGCAAAGGAUGGCCUCUUUUCAAUUCUUUGGCCAAAUGA